UCAAUCCGUGGAUAAGAUAAAUAAAUUAAGAUUUUGUGUUUUGAAGUCGGCCGUCGCUACUGUUACCUUUUUUAGUCUGAGCACCGUCAACUUGGUUCUCUCCACACAUAUGCAACUGGGUUUUCAGUUUCACACCUUCACCCUUUGACCCAUAAUUAACCCAUCAACCUCCAUCUGUUUCAACUCCUUGGAUCCUUUUUUCUUUCUUCAGACAGUCGUGUAUAAGUUAGUUCUUCAUUUCUUCCAUUGUUUUACGAGUCUUGGUUGCUACCACGACCAGUUCGAAAUUUUGGUUGCUGCGAAGGGUUGGGUUAAAAGCAUAGAGGUAAAGUUUUAAGUGUAAAUAUGGCGAAUAAUAGAGAACAGGGUAACGAGGGUGACCGGAGUUACUUGGGUAAAGCGAGAAACUAUCAUUCGUUGUCAAUGCCGAUGAUGUUUUCGGGAUUGGAUAGGGAGAGGGAGAUGUCAGCCAUGAUCUCUGCUUUGACUCAAGUUGUCACCGGAGAGGAACAUGAUCACGAUCACUCGCUUCUUCAUCAAAACAAUGAUAAAAGUGGUGGUGGUGAUGGUUUUACUAUAACAUCAAACAUGGAUUCUGGUUCCAUCGCACCAUCUUCUGCAUGUUCAUCUUAUUGUGGAAACUCUGUUCCAAAGAGAAGGAGGGAAGGUGACGAUACAAGUGAUCUCCCACGUGGAACUUCUUUCCCUGCUAUUUCAACAUAUGGAGUUGGCGAAAGUUCAAGCAGGAUGAGGAAGGAAAGGAGAGAAAUGGAGAAUAAGGUAUACGAUUACGAGUACAGGGCAGAGAAGGUGGGAAUGGAAGAGGAACCAAAAAGGAAAUACAGAGGAGUGAGGCAGAGGCCAUGGGGGAAAUGGGCUGCGGAAAUAAGGGACCCAUUCAAGGCUACCAGAGUGUGGUUAGGAACAUUCGAGACCGCUGAAGAUGCAGCCAGAGCCUACGAUGAAGCUUCCUUACGUUUCAGAGGCAACAAAGCCAAACUCAACUUCCCCGAAAAUGUCAGGCUCAGACACCGAUCACCGGAACCACCACCAGCCGCACCCCUUUUCUCCAUUCCGUCUACAACUGAACCCAUUGUUCACACUCAACCUCAGGGUUCACAUGAUUCCGGCAACUUUUAUGAAUAUUGUUAUUCGCAUGUACAUGAGUUUCCCGUGAGCCUCUAUGAUCAGGUUGCCGUCUCAUCAUCAUUCUCUGUGGCGGCUUCUCAUCUUCAAUCUUCACCUUCAUAUUCUUCUUCCUCAACUAUCUCUUCUUCCCAACCGUCUCUACUUUCCCCUCAUGCUACGCAUCUAUCCCCAUGGUCUUCUGCGCCUGAUUACACUAAGACCUCCCAUCCUUCCUCCUCCUAGCUAUAUACUCUUUAUUCAUUUGUUCAGGACGUUAAUUACGAACAAUUUCACUUGUCACUAUUUUUGCGGGAUAUCCCUUUCCAACAAAAUUUUAUUUAACACGAGUGUUAAAUUUU
This is a messenger RNA of Vigna umbellata (rice bean), 1487 nucleotides long. RefSeq names its product ethylene-responsive transcription factor ABR1-like. Gene Ontology annotation, molecular function: DNA-binding transcription factor activity; DNA binding. NCBI's taxonomy places the organism in Eukaryota, Viridiplantae, Streptophyta, Magnoliopsida, Fabales, Fabaceae. Gene Ontology annotation, biological process: regulation of DNA-templated transcription; ethylene-activated signaling pathway. The record is from RefSeq and is a predicted model, not a curated record.